AUGAAUAAGAUUUUGUGGGUUUUUGAUAUUUUCAGGUUUACAGAGGUGUGGGAAGAGUUGCAGAAGCUGAUAAAGCAAGGCAUUGAUCCUAAUACUCAUAAACCAGUACCUGAAUCCCGAGAUCUGAUUCUACAGCCAAAAGGGCUUCCAAAUUUGGCAAAUUCAGAUGAAAUAGGACAAGAAUUUUGGCCAAACAACAUAAUUUGCUAUAACAGCGGACAAAAAGAAUAUGAUCCUCUGUUCUUCUCUGAGUUUCAAGAAAGUUCUGAUCCUAUCGGAUACCAUUCAAAUUUUGUAACUGAUCAUGAUCAUCAGAUUAAUCAGAUUGUGGGAAAUCCUAAUUCGAAUUUGCUACAUGGGCUCACCUCAAUGCCAGAUUUAGCAAAUUUCAAUGCCGGGAAUUUCAUGUCACACAGAUCUUUCUGA
Molecule: messenger RNA, 426 nt
Organism: Fraxinus pennsylvanica
Lineage: Eukaryota; Viridiplantae; Streptophyta; Magnoliopsida; Lamiales; Oleaceae
Source: the annotation of a GenBank genome assembly